Molecule: messenger RNA, 2623 nt
Organism: Punica granatum (pomegranate)
Lineage: Eukaryota; Viridiplantae; Streptophyta; Magnoliopsida; Myrtales; Lythraceae
Source: RefSeq, a predicted model, not a curated record
AUUCACCAAAAAUAAAACAACUCGUAACGAAAGUUUGUAUUCUGCAAAAUCCCCACGUUUAUUCGAACAAAACAUCCCUCGAUUUCCUCGACCUAUUACGCCCAUAUGCAAAUGUAAUUCCAACCAGACCAAUCAUAGACCCAAAUUUAUCGUCUUCCCUGCCAAGAUUUUCUCUUUUUUUUAUUAAUUUUUGUUUUCCAAUUAUUUCCGAUUUGUCGGCAAUAAUGCAGCGCAGGCAGCCCCAAUAGUUUUCUAUGCUCCUUACCCCCACCCGCACCGAUCCGAGUCUCUGAACUGGGUCACUCUUCGCCUCUCUGACUAACAGAUCAAUUCGUCGUAUCAGCAGCAAAAGCUACGAAUUUGAGCAGUGCCCCUUACUUUUUGGGCGAUUUGGUGAAGUGGGUAAUCGUUGUUUCUUUGUCAUAGUUUAAAAGGAACAAACUUUUUUUUUUCCUUUUCUCCGUUCCGAUUUUUUUUCUUUUUGGGUUGGUUGAUGAGAUGAGAGAUAUUUGGGGGAAUUGGGGGAGACAAUGACUGGAGGGUCAUUGGGUUUGGGGAUUCGAUCGGGAAGUUAUGGGUCUCUACAGCAACAGGCGCUUCUCCUACAGCAGCAGCAGCAGCAGCAGCAACAGCAGCAGCAGAACGGUUCCACGUUCCAGAUUGCUCAGACGACGCCACCGAGAAAGCCCGGCAAGAUGCCCAAGGAGAAGGAGAAGCUUGCCCACAGGAUCUACAAGUUCGCCGGUCGCAAGAAGGUCGGAAUGCUGUUCCUCUGUGUGAUCUCUGCCGCCGUGUUCGGUUGGGUCCUGUAUGUCGGCAAAGGUGAAGACACGGGGGAUAGGGCUGAAGUUGUAAGGAUCCAGAGUGGCAACUCGACUCUGAGUUAUUCUCCAACUUAUGAAGUUGUGGGAACUGCUAUUAAUGGCUCAUCCAUUGGCUCCCAAGAAAGGGGUGGAAGUCCUCCUCUAGCUCCUCCACCGCCGCCUCUGCCUUCCCCUCCCCCUCCCCAAGAAUUCUUUCUUGGCUACACUCUUCCCCCAGGGCAUCCAUGUAAUAGUUUCAGGUUACCUCCCCCACCUGCUGACAAGAAAAGAACCGGACCUCGUCCCUGCCCUGUAUGUUAUCUACCUGUGGAAGAGGCCAUUGCUCUAAUGCCGAAAUUCCCGUCACCAUCCCCUGUGCUCAAAAACCUGACAUAUGUACAUGAAGAAACUCUAAGCAGAGAAGGGGAAUUUGGGGGAUCAGAUUUUGGUGGUUAUCCUACUUUAAGGCAGAGGAAUGAUUCCUAUGACAUAAGGGAGUCAAUGAGCGUGCAUUGUGGCUUCAUCAAAGGAAGUAGACCUGGCCGUGGAACAGGAUUCGACAUUGAUGAUUCCGACCUUCUCGAGAUGGAGCAAUGCAAUGGAGUUGUUGUAGCAUCAGCAAUUUUCGCAAACUUCGAUGAGUUGCAACAGCCCAAGAAUAUUAGUGAACAUGCCAAAAGGACUGUAUGCUUCUUCAUGUUUGUGGAUGAGGAGACUGAAUCAUAUUUAAGGAAUUCAAGUAUGUUGGACAGCAAUAAAAGGAGCGGACUAUGGAGAGUAGUUGUUGUUCGUAAUCUUCCCUAUAAAGAUGCUCGGCGCACUGGCAAGAUCCCGAAACUUCUACUGCACAGGCUGUUCCCUAAUGUCCGUUACUCUCUCUGGAUUGAUGGAAAACUUGAGCUUGUUGUGGAUCCAUACCAGAUACUUGAAAGGUUUUUGUGGAGGAAAAAUGCUACUUUUGCUAUAUCUCGACAUUAUAGGAGGUUUGAUGUCUUUAUAGAGGCGGAGGCAAACAAAGCUGCUGCGAAGUAUGAUAAUACUUCCAUCGACUUUCAGAUUGAAUUCUACAAGAAGGAAGGAUUGACCCCCUAUUCUGUGGCUAAGCUUCCCAUUACCAGCGAUGUUCCAGAAGGAUGCGUGAUUAUAAAGGAGCAUGUCCCGAUCUCAAAUCUCUUCACCUGUCUCUGGUUCAACGAAGUGGAUCGAUUCACGUCAAGGGACCAGAUCAGCUUUUCGAUUGUGAGGGACAAGAUCACUGCAAAGACUAACUGGACCUUAAACAUGUUUUUGGACUGCGAGAGGCGCAAUUUUGUUAUUCAGAAGUACCACCGAGAUAUAUUAGAGCAGAGGGCCGGACGUGUUCCAGUCACCAUACAUCCUCCGCCGCCAAUUUUCCUGCCACCACCGCUGCCAUUAACACGAGCACAUGGAACCAAGAGUGAGGGGUCCGUGAAUGGACCAGUCAAGAAGGUUACGACGGAGCAUGGCAGAGAAGAGAGGAGCUCUAGACGGCAUCGGAAAGUUUCUGCAGGUAAUAAGGAUAUUGAUUCAAGAUAGAAUUUAUCUGAAGAAUCUUUUCGUUCUUCUCUCUUCAUUGCUUGGCUAGGAGGGCUUCCGACAGCCGCCGAGGCAAAUUGGGUGAGAAGAACGUCGGAGCUCCAUAUCGAUAAGAUUCUUUUGGCAUACUAAAGAAAAAUUGAUUUUUUUGGUGUAUAUAACAUUGUUAUCUUUUUUUUUUUCCCUUAAUCAGAAAUACGAGUUAUUCAUGUGUUGGAACUCAAUCAUCAUUUAAUGACAAAAUUAAUUUUUUAUAUGUGAUA